Molecule: messenger RNA, 1782 nt
Organism: Adineta ricciae
Lineage: Eukaryota; Metazoa; Rotifera; Eurotatoria; Adinetida; Adinetidae
Source: the annotation of a GenBank genome assembly
AUGAAUAAAACCACGAUUGAACAUUUCCCUAAUGAAUUAUUACUGGAUCUUUUUGAAUACAUCGACAUUCGAGAUCUAUUCGAUGGAUUUUGGAAUUUGAAUACUCGAUUCAAUCAUCUUCUGCGAUCUUCACAUAAGCUGGCAUUGAACCUUGAAAGGAACGAUCAAAACUCGAUAGACUUUUUUUCAAACCAAAUUACUCAACUCAUCUUGAACACAUGGGAAAAUGUCGAUCUCAAGCAAUUCCCAAAUGUACAAUCGCUUAUCAUACAUCAUAUGACAUACGACCAGCUACAACAACUUCGAUCCGAAGUUUUCCCAAAGCUUGUGUAUCUUUCAACCUCGCGUCUUGUCGAAGUUACUCCUAUGUCUCAAUUAGCUCAACGUUUAUUUUCCAACGAAUUUCCAAACAUGCGUUCUGUUGACCUUAGUCUUGUUGAAAUUCCGCACUUACGUACAUGGUAUCAAUCGCUAACACUCCGAACAGUCACUGUUCAGUCCAAUAAUCCAACACUCGUUCCAUUUAUUCUAACCGCCACACCCAAACUUCAAUACCUAAAAGUUCAUUUUCUCUCUUCGACAAUACCAAUCUUUUACCAUUCACUAGAAGCUAUUCAUCAUUCACUCAAACAUUUCGUGCUCUUAGAUCCAUACCACAAGCUGUCUUUCAAUCAUAUUCAUACUCUACUUUCAUUCAUUCCAAAUGUUAGCAAAAUUUAUUUGAAUUUCUUAUGUAGAAUUCCGUUUCAUCGUUUCUUACGAAGCUUAGUAAAUCGUCUCCGAGACUUACAACACUUUGAUUGACCGCGAAUUUUCCUGAUUAUGACCAACACGUCAUCGAAAUUCGAAAUUUUACCGAAUGAAUUAGUGAUCAAAAUCUUCGAUUAUCUAAAUACGUUUGAUCUCUUUCAUUCUUUUUACAAUCUUAACAUUCGUUUCAAUUCACUGAUUCAAUCCCUAAAAUCCCUUCAUCUAACUCUUUUGGAAAACAAUCAAUCAUCAAAUGACGUUUAUCUUCUCUCUCCUUACAUUCAUACUCUAAUCCUACUCGGAAAUAUUGACAUUAAACUUCAUCGCUUUCGAAACAUUCGUCGUCUUAUUCUACAUUAUCCGACGAAUGACUUAUUAAACCAAUUUCAUACUGUAACUUUAUCCCAUUUAGAGUAUCUUUCUAUUCCUGAUGUUCUCUUCGGUAUGUCCUCUGUUCAUCAGAAAAUCUUUUCGAAUACAUUUCCUAAUUUGAAAUCGUGUUACCUAUUCGCCUUUGAAACCAUCGAGACAAUCCUGCCAUGGACACAAACACCGUCACUGCGUAUACUAAAAAUUGGCUUUAUUGAUUUUCAUGUUUACAAAGCUCUUCUGUCUGCAUGUCCAAAUUUAUUUUCACUGCAAUUGAAAAUGUUUCAAUCCUAUUUGCAACUUUCCUGUGUAAAAGAACAUUCGCAUUUGAAAAAACUCGAGAUCCAUAGCGAAAUAACCGAUUGGCUUUACAAUGAUCGAUUGAUCGAUAUGUUUCUCGGUUGUGUACCAAAUCUCGAACAACUUACUAUCUAUCGAACUGUGUCCGUUUCGAAAAUUCCAGAACUUAUAACUGAUUACGAUUGGCUAGCUUCGAUUCUUCCUAUAAGAUCACUACAGUUGAAGUCGUUGAAUUUCUGUUUACAUUUAGAAUAUCAUUUCGAAUCGACACAAUCGAUAAAUACCGAAACAUGUCGACAGUUGAAAGACUGUUUCUCUAAUGCGCAUCAAAACCGGUACCAAUCACGAUUCGUUGUCAAAUAA